Messenger RNA from Aedes aegypti (yellow fever mosquito), 1843 nucleotides. RefSeq names its product probable cytochrome P450 313a4. Gene Ontology annotation, molecular function: heme binding; monooxygenase activity; oxidoreductase activity, acting on paired donors, with incorporation or reduction of molecular oxygen. Bases 63 to 1553 code for a protein of 496 amino acids. The record is from RefSeq and is a predicted model, not a curated record. NCBI's taxonomy places the organism in Eukaryota, Metazoa, Arthropoda, Insecta, Diptera, Culicidae. The transcript has 5 exons.
UCAAUUUUCAUCCAGAUCAGUUGCGGUGCGGCAGUCGAUCAGAAAACUUCCAUUUCUUUAGAAUGUUGUUCGCGUUGUUGGCUACCGGUGCCAUUUUGAGCCUUGCGGUUAUCUGGUCCAUAGUGCAGAAGAACCGUUUCGCGCAAAACGUCCCUACAAUAGAACCGUGGUAUCCGGUGGUGGGAAAUGGUUUGCUAUUUUUCGGAAAGAAUGAUAUUAAGAAGUUUCACAAACUAAGAAAGGCAUUCGAUCGAAAAGAUGCGCUGUUUCGGUUAUAUUUAGGACCUAGAAUGCUACUUUGCACAAGUGAUCCCACUGUGGCCCAGGCCAUCAUGACCGAUGCCAACUGUAUGGAAAAGCCGUACGUUUACAAGUUCUUCAAUCUCAACGAAGGAGUGUUCGCGGCUAAAACCCACAUUUGGAAAGGACAAAGGAAGGCGCUAAAUCCUGCAUUCAAUUCGAAAAUUCUGGAAAGCUUCGUGUCAAUCUUUUGUGAAGUAAGCAAAACGAUGAUCCAGCGAUUGGAUACCGUUGGAAAAGGAGACACCAUCAACAUUAUGGAGCAUGCUUCUAGGUGCACGUUGGAAAUGGUUUGCUCAACAACGCUCGGAUUCAAUGUCGACAUUUUCGACCAAAUCGAUGAUAUGGGUCAUAAAAUUGAACAGUUCUUCUACAUUGCAGCUAGAAGAAUUUUAAAAUUUUACCUUCAUGUAGAUAGCAUAUAUCGUUGGACAAAGGAUUACAAGGAUGAGCAAACUCUACGUGAAAAUCUGGACGUUUACGGAAUGCAGAUCUACGAUGAUGCAAACAAUCGAUUCUCGAAAGGAUCAAUGAAUGAUGAAACCGAUGACGAUAAGACCGAAGGUUUCCGAAAACCUCAAAUAUUCGUGAAUCAAAUAUUUACCAAUACCAUCAGGAAGUUUGAACGACAGGAAAUUAUCGACAAUAUUAUCACAAUAGUCGGCGCUGGAACAGACACCUCGGCCACCGCAAUAGCCUUCACCUUCCUGCAAUUGGCAAUGUAUCAAGAGCAUCAGCAGAAAGUGUAUGAAGAAAUUGUGAAAGUGUUUCCAGAAUCUGAGCCACACAUUACCACGGAAGCUCUGAAAAAACUUCAGUACACGAAAAUGGUGCUGAACGAAUGCCUCCGGCUGUACCCAGUAGCGCCGAUCUUGCUGCGUGAGAACACGGCCGACAUAACGCUUUGCGGAGGAGUGCGAGUACCCAAAGGGAACAUUUUAACAAUUGAUGUCUAUAACAUACAUCGUCGGAAGGAUGUAUGGGGACCAGAUGCCGACGAGUUCAUCCCGGAGCGUUUUUCACCGGAACGAUCGGCCGGUAGGCACCCGUUUGCGUUCUUGACUUUCAGUGGAGGAUCUCGCAACUGUAUAGGUUCUCGCUAUGCGAUGAUCAGUAUGAAGAUAAUGAUGGUAUACCUGUUGAAGAAUUUCCGUUUCAAAACCAAAAUCCGAGAGGAAGACAUUCGGUACAAGUUUGACGCACUAUUGCGCAUAGAAGGAGGCCAUCUAGUCCAAAUAGAAAAACGGGCAUGAUGUGAUGACUAUAUCAAAUGUAUCUGUUGGAAAUGGUAAUAUUUGAGUGGAGACAAUGAGAAUAUCUUAAAUAAACUUCGCGUGUAGAUUUCGUUAACAAUUUUAAAAUGAAGUAAAAAACCUAACGUUGCAUAAAAUAACAUAAACCUAUGACAUUUUUAUUAUUAUUAUUUUAUUUUAUCUUUAUUAGAGAGAUUUUUAGCCAGAGGCUGAUUCAUCAUUUUUUUAUUAGUUAAACAGCAAUGGUUUAGGAUUUUAACACAUUCCAAUCAAUAUACCGGAUACAAAGA